AUGCAAGUGCCAAUCUGGCUCGGUGCACCCUACGGUGAGAUCUCUCCCAGCAGGCGGCGGUCUUCGCGAGCAUGGCCACCCACCGACAAAGGUCGUCCUGCUACGCCCAGUACCAGCGACCUUUCAGAGUCCAAUCAGGGUCAUAAAUGCUGCCCCAAUUGUUACCACAGGGCACAUGAUGCGGACUGUUCUCGAAACAAGAAGAAGCGCCAAAGCAACAAUCAAGGACAGAGACCACCUGCUCCUUCCCCAGCCUUUUCGGCUUCGUCCAGCACGAAGGUAGCAACGCCGCUGCCACAUCUUCACCAUUUGCAUUCAAUCUCCGGCUACCCUGUGAUGGCUGCAUACCCUCCGGAUCCCAUUCACAGCUACAUCCACCCAGCUCACGCACAGGCAGCACCAUCUCCGCAGCAACCUGCCGAGAUCCCACGAGAAGCUCCUCAAGCAAUGUGCACCUGCCAGCAGCCUGUGACUCCUGAAACUGAGUCGCGGAACUACUAUUGCUGCUGUCGCACGGGUGAAUAUCGCUCUGAAUACUCUGCCGAUUUUGAUGACGUUGCUUCUGAAGGCUCUACGGAAGCUGUAGCUGGGUUUGAAUAUGAAAACCCCGGUGUCGCCUGUUACCACCCCUUGUACCUAGCUGUCCCGGUUGGAACAGCCCCUAUGGAGUAG
Molecule: messenger RNA, 672 nt
Organism: Penicillium cinerascens
Lineage: Eukaryota; Fungi; Ascomycota; Eurotiomycetes; Eurotiales; Aspergillaceae
Exons: 1
Coding region: 1-672 (223 amino acids)
Source: RefSeq, a predicted model, not a curated record